Molecule: messenger RNA, 792 nt
Organism: Acanthocheilonema viteae
Lineage: Eukaryota; Metazoa; Nematoda; Chromadorea; Rhabditida; Onchocercidae
Source: the annotation of a GenBank genome assembly
AUGAUGGAAGAGAAUUCGGAGCAAACACUGAAGAGGACCGAAUUUCAGCUGAAAAAUGAGGAUUUUCCAACGCUACAGAGUACAUUCAAAAGCAGGCGAAAAAAUAAGAAAAAGUCAGCUAAGAUUGUGAAUAAGCCAAAUGAAAUUGUAAACGAGUCAAGCGGGACUACGAGCGAGUCAAGUGAAAGUAUGAGUGAGCCAAGUGGAAUUAUAAGUGAGCCAAGUGGAAUUAUGAGUGGACCAAGUGGAAUUGUGAAUAAGCCAAGUGAAAUUGUGAAUAGGACAAGCGGAAUUAGGAUCCCAACAACAGAGAUUUCCUCUAUGCAGGUGGCUAAUCCAAAUGUUGGAUUUAUUCCUAGGCCUGGAUCGUAUUUCGUCGGAUGUUUGCAGCCUGGACCAGGAAUGAACAUACCGAUAUAUCCAGAUGGUACGGUGAAAAAUAUUCCAUCAACUAUGAUGACUGAUCAAUAUGGAAUGCUCGGAUUCUUGUCUGCCUAUCGAGGAAUGCAAGUUAACCCCGCACUUGCAACACUUGCUAUCGGCGAAGAUCCGAUAAAUAUGGGUUUAGGCAUGAAUAAUCAGCUUAUCGUACCGAAUCCAAGUGGACAUGGCAGACGCGAAAUUCAUCUAAAUUACGGAGGACCAUGGGCAGAGAAGCCAAAUUAUUCAUCGCAGGCAGAUGCUAGGGAAGGCCUUGAGCAUGAUGAUAUCAGCGUGUUAUUAUGCUUACAACCCGGCAAAGCGCAACUAACCCUGCAAUCGGACAGCUGUCCUUACUGUCAACAUGUCUGA